CUUGCUCUGGCUCCCAGGCUAGGCCUAGACCUAGCCAUUCUCCUGCCUCUGGCUUUCUGGUGUGUAGAAAUGAAAUGAGGACAUCAAUGUCCUGUUUCUUGCUGUCUCUUUCACGUGCCCAGGCUGUGGCUGUACCCGUGACACCUCUGGGUGGGGUCCUCCUUUGCCCAGGUGGGGCUUGAUAUCUAAUCAGCUUGAGGCCCAAGGUUGAGGGUAGACGCUGGUGCCCUGUCUGUGUAUGUUGAGGUGCCUGGAUGCUCUGCAGGCAGGUGGCUCUGCCACUGCAUUGAGGGUCUGCCUUCUAGGAACAUGGUGCCCUCCCCUUUGCAGUCUGGUGCUCACAGAGCUGCCAACCCUGCUGGGCUGUCGUACCAGACACAAAGUUGCCCAGCUUAUGCCAGCCACCUAGCCUGACUGCCACACUUGGUUGUGUACACGUGAAGGCAUUGGACGUCACAUCUGUGCAGCGUGACUUCUUAUAGAGGACGCUAAGGACCUGUCCCUGGGGCUGCUGGUCUCCAGGGAGGGGUGCAAGGUGCAGGGGAAGGGACAGUCCAGGUUAAUAUUAAACUAGCUCAGACUCUGCCCUCCGAGGAAGCAGGGGUCUGAUGCCCAGCAGCCAUGGGAGGCUGGGCCACAGAUGGCAGGUUCCCCACUCCACCCCGCCCAACCAUCCUGUCUUAACCCCACCCGAGCUCUGUGCAGCUCACACCCACAGCUGGACGUCGACCUAGAUCCAGCGCACUGGCCAUGGACACCCUGGGUAGGCUGCUGCUGCUGGCUACGCUGCUCCUGACACCCGCUGAGGCCCAGCAGGCCUCAGAGCGCCGCCUGAAGCCCUGGCUGGUAGGCCUGGCCGCAGUAGUGGGCUUCCUGUUUAUAGUCUUCAUCCUCAUGCUGGUCAAUCGUGUCUGGUGCGCCAAAGACAGAACUCAGGAUGAGGAGGCUACAUUCAGAAUGGAGCAGCACAUCAUGAAUGAGAACUCAAAGCCAAGUAAAGCAGAGAAGAAGCAGAAGAAGAAGGUGGACAGGAAGGGCGGACACAGCAACGUGGGCUUGGAACUAGAGGAGAAGGAGUCCUCAGAUGACGAGAAAGGCAAGAAAACAGCUUUGUGAAGGCUCUUGUUGCCUGGGGGUGCUCCACCCACACCCCUCAAGCUGCAGCCACCACCCGAAGCCAGACUGGUGUCAUCUGGGUCUGAAAUCUGUCCUCAAAUGAGGAGGUCAGCUCUGCCUGUGGCUCCCACACUCAUCCCCCAUCCUCCUCUGACACACCACUGGCCUGGUGUCUCCUCCUGUAUCCUCUCUCACAUCCAGUCGGCCCUCCAGGCACGCUCCUGGUGUCACCUGACUGUCCCCAUGUCUCUGAGCCCCAGUGCUGCCUCCGGGAGGCUCUCUAGCCCGUCUUGGAGGAGAGACACCCCGUGGUCCAAGCUCUCAGCCUCAUGGUCACUUGGUUCUUUCUGAGGACCUCAUCCAAGGGUCUCCUGUCCUUGAGUAGAGUUUUGUUCGGCAGAGUUCCAGCAACGGCCACCAGGAGGCGGUGUUGUCCCCAGCACCUUCCUUUAAUAAAGGCCCCUAAUGCUGUGUA
Messenger RNA from Mastomys coucha (southern multimammate mouse), 1591 nucleotides. It is a transcript of the gene Smim24, whose product is annotated as small integral membrane protein 24. Bases 751 to 1116 code for a protein of 121 amino acids. Lineage: Eukaryota; Metazoa; Chordata; Mammalia; Rodentia; Muridae. The record is from RefSeq and is a predicted model, not a curated record. The transcript has 4 exons.